Eleginops maclovinus (Patagonian blennie) is the source of this 2129-nucleotide messenger RNA. It is a transcript of the gene ccna2, whose product is annotated as cyclin A2. The coding region runs from base 365 to 1672 and encodes 435 amino acids. The record is from RefSeq and is a predicted model, not a curated record. Gene Ontology annotation, cellular component: nucleus; cyclin A2-CDK2 complex; cytoplasm. NCBI's taxonomy places the organism in Eukaryota, Metazoa, Chordata, Actinopteri, Perciformes, Eleginopidae. Gene Ontology annotation, biological process: regulation of cyclin-dependent protein serine/threonine kinase activity; mitotic cell cycle phase transition. Gene Ontology annotation, molecular function: cyclin-dependent protein serine/threonine kinase regulator activity. The transcript is spliced from 8 exons.
ACCUGCAUCUGCAUGUUUUUCUGUUUAUGGACUGAAGGCUAGCAGUUGCUUGUUUGCAGGUUGGUAAUACGUUUUCGGAACUACUGAGUAUGGCAACUUAAGGAACACAUUUAACCUCUUGUUGUAAUCGUACCGCCAUUGGUGCACUUUGUUUUGUUGCUUUGUUUAUUUAACUCAGUUCCAGGAGUCGUUGCCAUCUCAACAGAACCUUCCUCAGCAAGCUAGCAGCUAACGCUAGCCUCCAUAUUUAACCUUCCAUACGCGAUAAUUCGAAACGCUUUAUAUAUCUUUGUGUUUUACAAGAGCACACACCAGCUGUAGCAUCUCAGGCAAGCAAAGACACUUUGUCAUUUGAGGGGGAAACAUGUCUGGAGUUAGCAGAGGACAGAGAAGCGCGGCUACUAGUGCCCAUCACAACCAAGAGAAUAUGCUGUCACGACUGAGGGGCUCAAUGAAACCCCGAGCUGCUGCAAACGAAGACCAAGAAAACCUUGCACCGAAACAAGUAUCAGCCGGCAGCAGAAACGUGCUGGGGCCCCUGCAGAACAACCUGCGGAUCAAAACCCACAAUCAAUGCGAGAAACAGGAAUCAUCACAGUCCUUGUCCUGCAAAAAUGAAGAUUUGGUCAAAAGCUGCCUGGAGAAGCCCUCCGCUAAACUACCCACGUUCCAGGUCCAUAUGGAUGAGCCUGAUGGCGCCUGCAUCAAGAAGCCACAGCCUGUGGUCAAAGCAAAGUCUAUCUCUGAAGAGUCUUCCAUCACAUUCAGUGCAGUGGCACGGCUUCGGCAGCCCCUGGCCACCCUUGAUAUUCCAUCAGCAAUGGAUCUCAGCUUUGACUCUCCCAUGGACAUGUCUGUGGUUGAGGGGGAGGAGAAAACGGUUGAUGUAAAUGACGUCCCAGAAUAUGCUGCUGAAAUCCACACAUACCUGAGGGAAAUGGAGGUUAAGACCAGGCCUAAAGCAGGCUACAUGAAGAAGCAGCCCGACAUCACCAACAGCAUGAGGGCCAUCCUGGUGGACUGGCUGGUCGAGGUUGGAGAAGAGUACAAGCUACAGAAUGAGACUCUUUACCUGGCUGUAAACUACAUCGAUCGCUUCCUCUCCUCCAUGUCUGUCCUGAGGGGAAAGCUUCAGCUGGUCGGCACCGCUGCCAUGCUGUUGGCUUCGAAGUUUGAGGAAAUCUACCCCCCAGAGGUGGCAGAGUUUGUUUACAUCACAGACGACACCUACACUAAGAAGCAGGUGUUAAGAAUGGAGCAUCUGGUGCUUAAAGUGCUGUCCUUUGAUCUGGCCGCUCCAACCAUCAACCAGUUUCUCACCCAGUACUUCCUCAAUCAGUCGGUUAGCAAACAGGUGGAGAGCCUGGCAAUGUACCUCGGGGAGCUCAGUCUGGUUGAGUCGGAUCCUUUCCUCAAGUACAUCCCAUCACACACAGCUGCUGCAGCCUACACAUUGGCAAACCACACAGUUACUGGUGGCUCAUGGCCCAAGUCCUUGACAGAGAUGACCGGCUACUCCCUGGAAGAGCUGAUGCCAUGUGUGGAGGAUCUGCACCAAAUUUACCUCAAUGCCUCUCAGCAUGCACAGCAGUCAGUCCGCGAGAAAUACAAGGGCCCAAAGUACUCUGAAGUUUCCCUCAUCGAUGCGCCAUCGAAAUUGCUGCUGAACUAACUUCUCCCCCCCUCCCAUGUAGAGUUUUGUAACCCUCUCGGUCAUUAAUAUUUUUUUUUAAUGAUGUUUGCCACAAUUUAAUAGGACAUUGCCUGCUCUUCUUGGAGUAGUGCUGAUGUGUUUUUUUUAAAAGGUAUUUUUAUAUAAUCCUGAAAUCCCACCAGACGCUACCGUUUUGUUGGUGAAUCAAAGCAGUUUUAAUGUUGACUUUUAAUCGCAGACAAAAUGUAGAGGUCUUAUCGCUGCUCUUGAGCUUUGAGCUACAGUGUCUUAAACUCCAAUAGACCUGUGAUGUUUUGAACGUUUGACCUCAUGUGAUGCCGAUUAAAGCACAUUCUGUCUGUACUGGAGUCAGCUGUCAUUAUAUUGGUGUCUUGUAAGUCCUAACAGCUUUUUUUCAAGGCCCCAUCUGCACUGUAAAAUAUGGCUCUUGUAAAUAAAUUCAUUUAAAGUCAGA